UAAAGUUUGUCACUACUGAGAAUGCAGCCUACCUGUGCGCCAAAACAUCGAUAUUGCAGAUGAAGAAAAUCAGAUGAAAUAUGAUGAGGAUAUUAUUUUUCUCUGCGCAUUUUUCGACGAAGGGAAGCUGAGCUGAGCCAAAGUUUCUCCAACAGAGGUGCCUUCAUUCCAAAAAGAAAAUAACAACAGCAACAAGGACGAACAGGUUUUUUCAAUGCACCACCUUCCCACCAUGUGUUAAUCUUCUCUGCGUUACCAAAAAGAGAGUGAACAACACUUUGAGCUGCUGACCUCAUCAACAGUCCUGCACCUGCAACAGCUGCUCACAUGGCCCACCCUUACGAGCCCUGGCUACGGACAGCACCACCUAGUGGCAGCUCAGAAGACAUGAACAUCCCCUCUUGGUGGGACCUCCACAGGGACGUCCAAUCAGGGAGCUGGAUAGACCUCCAGACAGGGCAAGGUGUCGGCUUGCCUUCAGUGAGUCCAGGGAGCUCCAUGGGGUUGCAGCCCUCUUUAGGACCCUACGGUUCUGACCCGCAGCUGUGCUCCCUGCCUCCAGCUCAGCACGCUCCAGCUUCGCACUCAUCUCACCUCUUCCCCCAGGAUGGCUUCAAGAUGGAGCCACUGGCUCCUGAAAUGCUGCAGCAAGAACCGUACUCCCUGGAGGAACCACAGGAGAGUGCUGUCUCAGCCCGCCCAAAGCCCCAGCGGCGCUCCUCUUCCAGAGGUGCCGGCCAGGCAGUGUGCCGCUGCCCUAACUGCGUCCAUGCUGAACAGCUGGGCACUGACGACAGCAGGAGGAAACACAUGCACAACUGCCACAUCCCUGGCUGUGGCAAAGCCUACGCCAAGACCUCCCAUCUGAAGGCUCACCUACGCUGGCACAGCGGGGACCGGCCGUUUGUCUGCAACUGGCUCUUCUGUGGCAAGAGAUUCACUCGCUCUGAUGAACUGCAGCGCCACCUACAGACGCACACUGGCGCCAAGAAGUUUAGCUGCGCAUUAUGUCCUAGAGUGUUUAUGCGCAAUGACCACCUGGCCAAGCACAUGCGCACACAUGAGUCCCCACCAGGACACGGGGAGGAGAGGGUAAAUGGAGACGGGAGGAUGGAUAAGGGCUUUGAUUCACCAACACCUCCUCAGUCAUCCUCAAACGUGUCUGCGUCUGACGCCACAGAGCCACCGCUGAAGCUGAAAUGUGAGACAGACCCCUCAGUCUCCAGUGUAACAGGGCAGUCCGGCUAAUUUCAUCACUUUCAGAAGAAUUUUUUGCAGUUUACCAUCUGUUGCUCUUUCUGAGGUGUCAUAGUUUUACAAUAGAGUAGAGAAUAGAAGGUUAAAAUUGAAAUAAAAGGUUUGGACAAAUGUUCACUGAUGAGAGCUGGAUGGAACAGAAAGUGUUCUUCUGUGGUUCUAUGAAUUUAUCAACUGGGCUCAGUGAUCAUCUAAAUGUCAUAGCACACAGAAAAAGGUUUUACUCUUUGUUUAAUAAAAGGGAAUGGUGGCUUAGGACGCAACUGAGCUGAAGCUACAGCUUGUUGCUGGACUUCCACUGCUGCUAGAGCAGAUCAAGAGACUGGGAUGAGUUUAACUGAAGGUGGCUUGUUAACUUGUUUACAAUGAAAUUAAUCCAAUGUGUUACUGGAAGAGUUGGGGAAAUGUUUGCAAUAUGGAGAAAUUUUCUUUUUGUUUCAGACUAUCACCAUAUGUGUGUAGCCUACUGUGCAAGUUGUGACAAGACACUGGAAUAUAAUAUUACAUUUUCUAAUUUUAAAAGGUCAGUAGCCAUUCAGGUGAGUGACAGUUCAUGCCACAAAACUGGGUGUGUGUAUGUUGGUAUGUAAUGAAAGUACAAGAGACGGUAAUGCUGUACCAUGGCAACGUGCUGUGUUUCUCCACAAUGAGAGCUGGAGUGAUGUUGAUGUGAU
Messenger RNA from Thunnus maccoyii (southern bluefin tuna), 1931 nucleotides. RefSeq names its product Sp6 transcription factor (gene sp6). NCBI's taxonomy places the organism in Eukaryota, Metazoa, Chordata, Actinopteri, Scombriformes, Scombridae. Gene Ontology annotation, molecular function: RNA polymerase II cis-regulatory region sequence-specific DNA binding; DNA-binding transcription factor activity, RNA polymerase II-specific. The record is from RefSeq and is a predicted model, not a curated record. The transcript is spliced from 2 exons. Bases 328 to 1248 code for a protein of 306 amino acids. Gene Ontology annotation, biological process: regulation of transcription by RNA polymerase II.